Molecule: messenger RNA, 1890 nt
Organism: Nymphalis io (European peacock)
Lineage: Eukaryota; Metazoa; Arthropoda; Insecta; Lepidoptera; Nymphalidae
Product: protein I'm not dead yet-like
Exons: 15
Coding region: 58-1806 (582 amino acids)
Biological process (GO): citrate transport; monoatomic anion transmembrane transport
Cellular component (GO): membrane
Molecular function (GO): succinate transmembrane transporter activity; citrate transmembrane transporter activity
Source: RefSeq, a predicted model, not a curated record
AAAGAAACGAAAUUAUCUUUCAAAAUAUUUGUCUUUAUUUAAUAAUUUAACUACGAAAUGGAAAAUACAAUUGAUCAAAUUUCAUUAAGAUCAGAAAGUGAAAACAAUCCAACGAAUAAUGAAGCAACUACUACUACUAUAAAUAAACCUUUUACACUGAAAGAAAGGAUAUCGUUAUUUCUGGGCACACAUUGGCGCGGCGUAUUGUGUUUAUUUGUACCAUUAAUUUUAAUUCCAAUACAUCUUUCGUUUCCUCCAGAGAAAUAUCAAUGGUGUGCGUACACUUUAGUCUUGAUGGCUGUAUUCUGGGUCACUGAGUGCAUUCCGUUAGCUGUGACUUCGUUUUUGCCAAUAGUAAUAUUUCCCUUGACCGGUAUUAUGAGCACGAAUGAGACGUGUUAUUGCUAUAUGAACGACACAAUAAUGAUGUUCUUAGGAAGCAUGUGGCUGGCAUAUGCUGUUGAACAAUCAGGCUUUCACAUAAGACUGGCUCUCUAUGCCAUACGAGCGGUUGGAUAUUCACAUUAUAAGUUAUUAUUUGCAAUGUGUUUUACAACAAUGUUUGUUUCGAUGUGGAUCACAAACACAGCAGCUACUACCAUGAUGGUUCCUAUAAAUUUCGCUUUACUUCAAGUCUUCGAAGAUCAAGGUUUGCUUAAAAUAUACGACACGGGAAUUGAUGGCGAAAAGAUUGCAUCAGAUAUAACUACCUGCUACUUCUGCGCUGCUACGUUUUCAGCAACCAUAGGUGGUGUUGGAUCGCUAGUGGGAACAGCUACGAAUUUAGUUUUCAUAGGACUGUUCUCUAGAAUGUAUCCGAAUGCACCUGAAUAUUUGUCUUUUCCAAAAUUUUCUGCUUUCGCAAUACCUUAUAUGUUACUAAUGGAGAUAUUCUUGUACUUGUAUCUCAUCGUGGUGUAUUUAGGAUACUUAAGACCAAAUAGCCAAGCUGCUAAAAAAGCUAAAAUAACAGCGGAAGGAAUUGAAGCGGCUAAAACUACAGUUACUGAAAAUUUGGAGAAAUUGGGGAAAAUAACCUUUUGGGAAAUACUUGUUAUUAUUCUGUUCAGCAGUGCAAUUUUAUUAUUCUUUUGUCGUUCUCCUCAAAUAUUUACUGGUUGGGGAGACAUCAUAUCAUUAUAUUUUGGCACCGAGGAUAAGAAAUUCGUAAAAGACUCGGCAGCGGUUAUGUUAAUCGGAUUUCUGAUGCUAUUGUUGCCGUCUUCAUUGUUAUUUUUUAAAAAUUUCACAUCAAAAGAACAUGGCGAGUUACCAAAUAAAGGAAUACAAUCAGUUUUAAUUUGGGACAGAGUGAACGAUAUAAUGCCGUACAGUUUUAUGUUUCUUCUGGGUGGAGGGUUUGCUUUAUCAAACGCAGCAAAAAAAGACUAUACGGAUUUAAAUGGGAGAAUUGGAUUGUUACUAAAAAACAUGAAAAAUUUACCAAAUAAAUUGAUCAUACUUUUAAUAAUUAUUUUUACUGUAUUUACGACAAACUUUGCAUCUAAUGUCGCCGUUUGUAAUGUGAUUUCGCCUAUUGUUAUGCAACUGGCACAGGAAAUAAAUCAAAAUCCCCUGUGGUACAAUAUAGCGGCAGGAUUUUCUUCUUCCUACGCCUUGUGCUUACCAGUUGGGACACCUGGAAAUUUAGUGGUCCAAAGCUCUGCAAAUAUUCCCACUUCAAAAAUGAUAAAAGCCGGCUUUGGACCGACGGUAUCAACUAUCAUAAUAUCUUGGUUAUGUGUCUGUUAUUGGGCGCCAGUUAUCUGGCCCGAUUUACAUAACUUACCAAAUUGGAUAGAAUAGAGGAAAUAAGAGAACGAACAAUGAUCAAAUGUUUGUCUUGUAAAUAAAUUGAAAAAACUAAACGUACGUUUAUUAAAAACUUAA